This is a messenger RNA of Paramecium primaurelia, 431 nucleotides long. The record is from the annotation of a GenBank genome assembly. NCBI's taxonomy places the organism in Eukaryota, Ciliophora, Oligohymenophorea, Peniculida, Parameciidae.
AUGAUGAAUAUGCUUGCAACAGUACACUAAGGCCAUAUAAAUGGUCAUCUAAUAUAAGUGGAACUACUACUACAACUAAAUUUCAACCAAUGGAUUGACCUGGAGUUGGCUCAGGUACUACUUGUAAUCCAUUCCAAAAUUUUUAAGGUGCAUCAAGCAAUAUUUACGUAUUAUGUAUGUGCAGUUGGUGAUCCAUCCACUCUUACAACAGAGUAAUACUAAAAGCCAACAACACUGUACUCAUAGACUUGGAAUGAAUCAAAAAAUAAUUGUGUUACAUGCAAAGCUUCUACUAGCACUAUCAAUAACGCUACUAAUCAAAAUACCAAUACAGAUAAUAAUAGAUACAUUUGGUAUUGCAAUUAAAAUUUCAACAAAAUCUACUAAUUAUAAAUUCUCAUUCAAUCUUGUUGUUUUUAUUUGUUAAGUUG